Molecule: messenger RNA, 4296 nt
Organism: Heteronotia binoei (common prickly gecko)
Lineage: Eukaryota; Metazoa; Chordata; Lepidosauria; Squamata; Gekkonidae
Gene: ABCB5
Product: ATP binding cassette subfamily B member 5
Biological process (GO): transmembrane transport
Cellular component (GO): membrane
Molecular function (GO): ATP binding; ABC-type transporter activity; ATP hydrolysis activity
Source: RefSeq, a predicted model, not a curated record
UGCAGAGUCUAAUAAAAAGAAGAAGAAGAUGGUUGGAUUUUUCCAGUUGUUCAGUUUUGCAGACUCACUAGAUAUUCUUUUAAUGCUACUGGGCAUCAUCACAGCUGCAGCAGUUGGACUUGGGCAGCCUUCUGUUAUCAUUAUUUUUGGACAGAUCACAAACAGCUUUGUGGCAACUGGCCAAAAUGUGUCUACAAAUGGGAAUAAUUCAGAGUGUCCAGCUGGUGCAACAAGUAUAGAAGCCGACAUGACCACGUUUGCUUACUACUAUGUUGGACUUGGUUGUGGUGUGUUGCUCCUCAGCUCCAUUCAGGUCUGGGCCUUUUUGACUAGUGCUGCAAGACAAACAGCAAGGAUACGUGAUAAAUUCUUUUUUGCUGUUCUUCACCAAGAGAUGGCCUGGUUUGAUACCAUCCGCAUUGGAACACUGAAUACCAGACUUACUGAUGAUAUUAAUACGAUUCAAGAAGGCAUUGGAGACAAGAUCAGUUUAAUAGUCCAGUUUUCUUCGACUUUUGUGGCGGGGAUUAUCAUAGGAUUUGUGCAUGGAUGGAAGCUUACUCUUGUGAUUUUAGCUGUUAGCCCUCUUAUUGCUGCAUCUGGGGCUGUGUGGUCGUAUCUUCUGUCCCAUCUAACUACUAAAGAGCUGACAGCUUAUGCUAAAGCAGGUGCUGUUGCAGAAGAAAUCUUGUCUGCCAUCAGGACUGUUACUGCUUUUAAUGGACAGAAGAAAGCUACUGCGAGGUAUGAUGCAAACCUAGAAGAAGCUAAGAUUGUUGGAAUGAAAAAAGCCAUCACCACCAAUGCUUCUUUGGGUAUCACCCAGUUUCUUAUAUAUGCAUGCUAUGCACUUGCCUUUUGGUAUGGAACUAAACUCGUACAGGAGGAGCCAAAGACAUAUGACAUUGGGAAAGUGUUAAUUGUAUUCUUUUCUGUGCUGAUUGGAGUAUUUUCAAUUGGACAAGCAUCCCCGAAUCUGGAAAGUCUGGCAAAUGCUCGUGGAGCAGCCUAUGAGGUCUAUAAAAUUAUCAAUAAGCCCCGGGCCAUAGAUAGCAGCUCCAAAGAAGGAUUCAAACCAGACACACUAAGAGGAAAGAUUGAAUUCAAGAAUGUCCAUUUUAGCUACCCUUCCAGGCCAGAUACUCAAAUUCUCAAAGGUCUGAACCUAAAAAUCCAGCCAGGAAAGACUAUUGCUUUUGUUGGCUCCAGUGGCUGUGGGAAGAGCACUACAAUUCAGCUAUUACAGAGAUUUUAUGACCCAAAUGAAGGAGAGAUUACCAUAGAUGGACAUGAUAUCAGGACAUUUAAUAUCAAGUGGAUGAGAGAGAACAUUGGCAUUGUAAGUCAGGAGCCUGUUUUGUUUGCCACCACAAUAGCUGGCAACAUCCGCUAUGGCAGAGAGGAUGUAACAGAUGCUGAUAUUGAGGAAGCUGCAAAAGAAGCUAAUGCUUAUGACUUCGUAUCAAAACUUCCUGAUAAAUUCAACACCAUGGUUGGUGAAAGGGGAGCCCAACUAAGUGGAGGGCAAAAACAGCGCAUUGCUAUUGCCCGAGCCCUAGCCAGGAACCCCAAGAUACUGCUGCUAGAUGAAGCCACCUCUGCUUUGGAUACUCAGAGUGAAUCCAUCGUUCAAGCUGCACUUGAUAAGGCUAGAACAGGACGUACCACCAUUGUGAUUGCUCAUAGACUCUCUACAAUCAAGACAGCUGAUGUUAUUGCUGGUUUUGAUAAAGGUGUUCUUGUUGAGCAAGGGACACAUAAUGAACUUAUGGAACGCAAGGGAAUCUACUAUGCUCUUGUAAUGCAGCAGCGUUUUGGAGGGGAUAUUUAUGACAAAACAUCAGAAGAAGAGACAGAGUCUGAGACUGAUGAUGAUGAUGACGAUGAUGAAACAUGUGAUGAAGAUGAUAUAAAUGAUUUUGAAAAUACUACCAAUUACACAGAAGUGCAAAGAAACAAUAGCAUGAGUAGAAUAUCUAGAAGAUGCCAUAUCAGUCGGGCAUCUACUAAAAGAUACUCUGAAAAGAGGAAGAAGACAAGGAGGAGAAAAACAAAAAAGAAUAAAGUGGAAGAAAUGCUGCCUGAGGUGCCUUAUUCCAGAAUUCUGGCUCUGAACAAGCCUGAGUAUUGUGUUAUUGCUGUUGGUGUCAUUGCUGCUGCCAUUGGAGGUUGUGUUACUCCUGUGUUUGCAAUUCUGUUUGGAAAAAUCAUUGGGACUUUCCAAGGAGAUGCCGGAAAGGGAAGCGAAACCAGAGUGUUGCUUAGUCUGAUGUUUCUUGUACUGGGAGUGAUCAGCUUAGUAACAUACAUCCUCCAGGGAUUAAUGUUUGGGAGAUCUGGGGAAGCUCUGACUAUGCGGUUGCGAUCACUUUCAUUCAAAGCAUUGCUUCAACAGGAAAUUGGAUGGUUUGAUGACCAUAAGAAUGGCAUUGGGGUUCUCUUAACCAGACUUGCUACAGAUGCUUCUCAAGUCAAAGGAGCUACAGGAAGUCGACUGGGCUUAUUAACUAUGACCAUCUUUACCCUCCUUGCUGCUAUUAUUAUUGCUUUUGUCCAUGGCUGGCAAUUAACAUUACUCAUACUGGCCUGUGUUCCUUUUGUUGCAAUUGCAAAUGCUAUUAGAUUUCGAUCAGUGGCUGGACAUGCAUUAAAGGAUCAAAAAGCCCUUGAAGAGGCUGGAAGAAUUUCAACAGAAGCUGUAGAAAACAUAAGAACAGUGGUUGCAUUAACAAGAGAAGACCGAUUUUUUGAGCAGUAUAAAAACAAGUUAGAAGGUCCAUACAGGGACUCAUUGAAAAAAGCUCCACUUAGUGGGUUUACAUAUGGAAUAUCCCAGUGUACCAACUUUUUUAUAAAUGCUGCUGUCUUCAGAUUUGGAGCAUGGCUUAUUACACAUUGUUUGUUAAAUGCUGAACAAUUCUUUAUAGUCUUUGCUUCUGUGAUUUUUGCUGCUAUGAAUGUUGGGCAGUCUAAUUCUCUUGCACCAGAUUUUGGUAAAUCAAAAGUUUCUGCUCAAAGAAUUUUUCAGCUUUUGGAUCGGAAACCUCAAAUUGAUAGCUACAAUGAAGAAGGUGAAAAACUGAAGAAAUUUGAAGGCAACAUUGAAUUCAGGGACAUCCAUUUUGUAUAUCCAACCAGAAGAGAAGUUCAUGUUUUGCAAGGGGUCAAUAUAAAGGUUAAUAAAGGACAGACUCUGGCACUUGUGGGGAGCAGCGGCUGUGGAAAAAGCACCUCCAUUCAACUUCUGGAGAGAUUUUAUGACCCAGGAUCAGGACACGUGUUUGUAGAUGGAGUGGACACAAAAUUUCUGCAAAUACAGUGGUUAAGAUCCCAGCUAGGCCUUGUGCAACAGGAGCCUAUUCUGUUUGACUGCAGCAUUGCAGAGAACAUCCAAUAUGGAGACAACAGCAGAGUUGUCAGCCAGGAGGAAAUUGAGGAAGCAGCCAAAGCUGCUAAUAUACAUGAUUUUAUACAAAAUCUCCCAGAGAAAUAUAAUACACGAGUAGGUGAUAAAGGAGCACAGCUUUCUGGAGGCCAGAAACAAAGAAUAGCCAUUGCCCGUGCUCUUGUCCGUAAGCCAGCAGUUCUACUCCUUGACGAAGCAACAUCUGCCCUUGACACUGAAAGUGAAAAGAUUGUGCAGAAGGCCUUGGACAAUGCCAGAAAGGGUCGAACAUGUAUCGUUAUUGCUCACCGGUUGUCCACUAUCCAGAAUGCUGACAUCAUAGCAGUAAUCCAAAAUGGCAAAGUGAUGGAACGAGGAACUCACUCUCAACUGCUAGCAAUGGGAGGGUUCUAUCAUACACUGGUCAAUGCACAAGUGUCCCAGUAGCCUAGGUUCUAAAGUUUGUCCUAUUCUAGGCAUAGAAUCUCUGUAGAAGGAACAGCCAGGAUCCAAAGAACUAAUAUAGCUGUUUCUAUGUGAGCCCAAGGUAGCUUUGAGCUUGUGUUUUGCCUUAUCAGAGGAACCUUUGAAACCAUGGGUGGGAGAAUUCUGCCAUAUAGAUAACAAAUGUCAAAAAUUCUACCAGGCAUGCUUCUCCUAAUUAGACUUUGAGAGCACUUAAAAUUCUUUGAAUUGUUGCCAUGAUUAUGACUAGCUAUGCUAUGUUCGUAAAAUUGUCAUCAAGUAGUGUUGAUACAAAAUGCAGGCAUGUUGGGUGCAUACAUGAAAAGAAAAUUAGAUAUUUAUAUGUGGGGGGGGGGGGUUGUACAUGAUGCUGAUUUUGACUUUUGUAAUAUGCAUAGAUUGGCAAAGCCAAUAACUUUUAAUAAACCUUAUUGGUAAGGCUGGAA